AUGUCCAAGGCUCGAGGUGCUGGAGGCGUCGACCAGAUCGUGAAGCUGAUCGUGGGAGCUGGACAGGCUAGUCCCAGUCCUCCUGUUGGUCCUGCUCUGGGUUCCAAAGGUGUCAAGUCGAUGGACUUUUGCAAGGAGUUCAAUGCUCGAACCGCACAUAUCAUCACCGGCACACCAACUCCCUGCCGAGUCACCGUGCGCCCCGAUCGAUCAUUCAUCUUCGACGUCCGAACACCGCAAACCUCAUGGCUCCUCCUCAACGCCGUUGAAGCACCUUUGUCGAAGAAGGGCAAGCGAAAGGGUGCCAGCAAACCAGGUCACGAGACAGUUGGAACCAUUUCACUCAAGCACGUUUACGAGAUCGCAAAGAUCAAGCAGUCUGAGCUCCGACUUUCGGGUCUGUCCCUGGAAGGUCUUUGCAGAGCGGUCAUUUUCCAGGCGAAGUCGAUAGGAAUCAAUGUGGUGGCUUGA
Messenger RNA from Fusarium coffeatum, 471 nucleotides. RefSeq lists its product as uncharacterized. The transcript is spliced from 2 exons. Gene Ontology annotation, cellular component: mitochondrial large ribosomal subunit; ribosome. NCBI's taxonomy places the organism in Eukaryota, Fungi, Ascomycota, Sordariomycetes, Hypocreales, Nectriaceae. Gene Ontology annotation, biological process: translation. Gene Ontology annotation, molecular function: large ribosomal subunit rRNA binding; structural constituent of ribosome. Bases 1 to 471 code for a protein of 156 amino acids. The record is from RefSeq and is a predicted model, not a curated record.